AUAAUUGACCCACUGAUCUGAUUUAGUGACGGUAUUUCCAUUUAAAACCGCGGGGAUAUUUCGUCGCGUUUUUGAUGUCUUCACGCGUCAAGCUCUAGACUCGAUUUCGAAUUCAACCACGAUGACGUCGACUAGGUUACCGCUGGAUUCUACACCUCUUUCUUCACCCGUUUCGUAUGCGACAGCGACAGAGUCUCCACGGAACACAUUAUAUGCUACAACAACAGAUAUUGGCAGCCCUAUCGUCAACGAUGGAGAUGCAGCCGACAAAUCGUAUAGCAAGGCUAGCCAGCUUCCCCCGGAACUUAAGCAGCACUGUCAAAUUUACUUGGAGGAGAAUUUGUACCUAAUUACUCUCAACCUUUUAAAUAGCCUAUUAUCAUCUAGUCGCAGGAGUCCAAAUGAUCCUUAUUACUGUCCCCCGCCGAACCAAUUGUCGCUGCUCAGCACAGCUGUCGUACACCCGAAAUUUACAACUAGGCCGAGGGAAGAGGGCUGGUCCGAGGUAUCUGCCGAGUCCCUUGUCUACCUACGAAGUCUCCUUUCUCGCUUAGGACCUAUUAACGGCCGAUUUAAGGAGGCUUUCCGCUUUGCGAGUGCCUCGCGAAAUGGCACACCGGAGUCUUAUUCGGGCGAUGAUCAGGAUUAUGGCGGCGACGACGAUGGUGGCGAGGGCACCUAUUCGCAAAUGCGACGUAGACACUACCAAGAUGGUCUUUGGCGACGGGGGCAGGACUUCUUUCACGUGGUCGGCUGGGCAUUCAAUUGCAGCGUUCUCUACCCAAACCGCUGGCAACACUGGAGACAUUGGCUCAAAUUCAUGAUAGACCUAUUAGAGCAAGAUCUCAUUGAACGCCAUAAUCUAGACAUCGAAAAUAGCCAGUCGGACUGCCCUAUGCUUCGGGAUUCAAUUCUGGCCGGUUACGUUGCCCAGCGCUCCGGACGCUCUGCAGGAGGGUUGAAAUGGAUCAUGGAAGCCAUAUUUGCUGACGGCGGUGUCGCCGCAAGUUCUCGUUUCCAGGAGAUCUGGCAAAAGGAACACAAGGAAAAUACCAAAAGUACAACGAAGAAAAGGAAGCGCGAAACGGUCAAUAUUGACAAGGGCAAUUUUGGAGGCUGGUUGGAUGAUGAAUCGGUAUAUUCUUCUCAAACGUCUGAACCGCCGACACCACAGAAACGAAGGGUGAAUUCGGGUGAUAUGGGAAACCCAGAUUUCCAAGCGUUGGAGCCCGCCUACGUAGAGUCAAUUCCUCUACGACAACGUCUAUUCUCCUUGUUAUCAUAUCUUUCUCACCACCUCCCAAGACCUCUGUUGGACCUCUCUGACCUUUAUCAGAGGUUCGAAACGACGGUGAAGUCCCUUCCUUUGCCUAUAUUUACUGCCUUUGUAAACAAUCGGACGUCGGCCCUGAAGCUAGAGUCGCAAAUAUCGACAUUACAAGGUAUUCUAUUGCUCUUAAUGCCCACGGCAGCUCUUUCGCCAGCCAAAGUCGACCGUACCUGGCAAGAUUCAGAUGGCAUUACUACUGAAAUAUUAGAACGUUGUUUUCUUCCUUACACUGCAAACACCAUCGCAGUCGAAGACAACGCGAAGGUAUCAAUACUACUUGAAAACUUGUUUCAGAUCUUGUGGUGCGAAGGAGGUGGAACGCUGAGCAAAGGCCUCAGAGCAGCAACUGAGAAAGGAAUUGCUGCGAGGGAGGCAAAGGUCAAAAGGAAGAAAACGUCAGCCCGGGGACGAAUAAAUACCGAAGACCCGGACGUGGAAGCUCACCUUGUGUUAGAAAUGUCAGGGGGAAGGUUACGCGUACUACUCGACCUUAUCGAAGCCGAAAGUAAUGGUGAUAGCGCAAUGGAACCGGAGGCGAUGGAUGAGGAUGAGGAUAACGAAGAUGAUAUUGAUGCGACUUUUAUGACAGCUGCCGAUAACAUGGAGAAGUAUCAAGACGAAGCUGAAGAAAAGUUAUACUGUUUGUGCCAGGACAAGGAGUCCGGCAAUAUGAUCGCCUGCGACAACCAAAACUGCCCAUACGAAUGGUUUCACUGGAAAUGCGUCGGCCUCAAAUCAAAGCCCAGAGGUAAAUGGAUGUGUCCCGAGUGUGCACGUCCCAAGCGCGGAAAGCGGAAGUAAUGUUUGGUUAAUGAGUUUACAAGGCGGCUAAAGAAAGCAGCCAGCAUCGGUACUCAGAUGUAUAUCUCUGGUGUGGAGGGGAUUAAUAUCCUUAUU
Messenger RNA from Daldinia loculata, 2227 nucleotides. RefSeq lists its product as uncharacterized. Gene Ontology annotation, cellular component: nucleus; Rpd3L complex; Rpd3L-Expanded complex. The transcript is spliced from 4 exons. The coding region runs from base 122 to 2131 and encodes 669 amino acids. NCBI's taxonomy places the organism in Eukaryota, Fungi, Ascomycota, Sordariomycetes, Xylariales, Hypoxylaceae. Gene Ontology annotation, biological process: regulation of DNA-templated transcription. The record is from RefSeq and is a predicted model, not a curated record.